UGACUGUAUUCAAAUCGAGGACUACUAGCCUUCGCGGGAGUGUUGUCGCGAGAAUUAAUUUAAGUAAUCACUUUAAUAUGCGUUGCCUGGGGGAAUUGAUGCAGAAACGAAACCAACAGUCGUAACUUAAGAAACGGGGUAAUGAUUCCAAGUUCCGAAACCACUGUGCACCUGCGCUGCUCUGUUUCUUCGCUGCACAGCAAUCCCCUUGCCUUCUCUCUCCAUAAAUAUUCCACAUUUGCAACUCCCACCGCCCUAUUCCACCAUUUACACGCCUGACAUUUUCACACCUUCACUCGCCGCCAGAAGCUGCUCCGUCAAAAAAUCAUCAACACUGAACGAGGCACCUUCAGUGGUCUCCAUCUUUUUAACCCUCCAAUGGACGCCCUUUCUUCCUCGCCUCAGCAUGCGCUUCACCCUCCCCGAGAAACCACGCCCACCGAUACCGCCACCGUUGACACCGCCACUCCCUGCCAAACGUCUCCUCAUAACACCAAAACCGACUCUGCUCGCAAAUGCAAAGGCAAAGGUGGUCCCGACAACAACAAAUUUAGGUACCGAGGCGUCAGGCAACGGAGCUGGGGCAAAUGGGUCGCUGAGAUCCGAGAGCCUCGCAAGCGGACCCGGAAGUGGCUCGGCACCUUCGCCACCGCCGAGGAGGCCGCUCGAGCCUACGACCGCGCCGCUAUUAUCCUCUACGGCUCUAGGGCUCAGCUCAAUUUACAACCCUCCGCCGCCUCUUCUCCCCACUCUUCCUCCUCUCGGGCCUCUUCCUCUUCUCAAACCCUCCGCCCAUUGCUUCCCCGCCCCUCUGGCCUUGGCCUCGCCUUUUCUUCCGUCGCCACGUCGGGCUUCUUACCCUGCGGGGUUUACCCUAACGAUGCUAAUUAUAUCCCGCAAAUGAUGUGCCCGGAGAAUAAUCUGGUGCAACAGCAUCGUCAAGUGGUGCAACUUCCACAGAAACCGUAUCAGUCCCUGGAAUCCGAUGGAAAUAUUGUCGACAGCUCCAACACAGCAACCUCGUACCAGGAUCAGCUACAGCAGCAGCAGCAUCUGCCGAAUCAACGGCAGCAUCAGAAUUGCAUGCACGAUGAUAUUAGUUCUCUGGUGAGUUCGGUCGGGUCAAGUUUGUGUGCUUCGCAGGCACAGACUGUCGUUUCACCUGCGGAUCCGUGGCCAUUGACGAAUGAGGAAGAGUACCCACCAAGUCUAUGGGACUACUAUAAUGAUCCCUUCCUCUUUGAUUUCUAAUUGAUCUGAUAUAUAGCUAAUGAAGGGAGAAGUACUUAUCAUAUAUAUGAUAUCUAUCUAUAUGCAUUAAAGAUGAAUAACUUGAGUGGAAGUUAACAUUAUUCCAGAGUGAAUAAUAAUGUUUCAUGCGGCGGCGGCCGAGUCCAUCUGAAGAAGUCGCGACCAAGUUAUGGUUUGAUGAAGGUGCUUGUCAUGUAAAUCAGAAGCAACCAAGGAGGUGCUGUAAAGCCAACUAUCCAGAUCGUCCAACUUAAUUUUCGCUAAAAAAUAUUUGCAGGUUUUCUUAAAAGAAAAGGGCCUACUCGAGGUCAAGGUAUGUUAUUUAUAGGGUUGCUUAUAUUAGUGAGGAGUUUUUAUAGAAUCAAUUAACGAUUCCAGGAUCAUCAUUCGAUCAAGGAUUCGCAUAUCCCGCCUUACUGAUUUUAUUUGGGGUUAUAUAUGAGCAGUCCCCCCCUCCCUUCUCUCGGUGGUGAAUGGGGGAUUCAUGUAUGUUUUCUUAGAGCUGUAUUUAAAGAUUUUAUGAGGUUUAUUUCAAUCUUGAAGAGACGAGGGAUGAAUAAUGUUUAAAAGCGAAAGAGAAGUGUGCUCUAAACUCUGAAGGGUUCCUAUAUUCGUAUGCUCCAAGUUAAAUUGGAGAAAUUGAGGCCACAUGGGACAUCACCCUCGCUUGCCAUUAUAAUCUUCAAUGUGAAGUUCAUCCAAAUUUCAGCAGGAGCUUUCCAUUUUAUAGUUAUUUGGUGACAAUUCGUGUUAUUGUACGUUAAAUUAGUUGAGACCCUUACUCAGUCAAAAUGGGAUAGUUUUUUUAUCGUAAUUUUUGAGUUUCGUUCGACUCAAUUUUGGUCUUUGUUUCAUAUAUAAUUGA
Molecule: messenger RNA, 2116 nt
Organism: Prosopis cineraria
Lineage: Eukaryota; Viridiplantae; Streptophyta; Magnoliopsida; Fabales; Fabaceae
Product: ethylene-responsive transcription factor ABI4
Exons: 1
Coding region: 379-1251 (290 amino acids)
Biological process (GO): response to stress; positive regulation of DNA-templated transcription
Cellular component (GO): nucleus
Molecular function (GO): DNA-binding transcription factor activity; transcription cis-regulatory region binding
Source: RefSeq, a predicted model, not a curated record